AUGAGUUUGGAAAUGGACUACGAGACAAUCUUUCAUGUCAUGGAUUCAUGGGAGCUCUUGCGCAGGAUCCCGGACCAUGAGCAAAUUGCGGGCACCAUCCUUUUUACGCACCUCUUUCAAAAAUGCCCCGAGACCAAGGUUUUGUUUGGCUUUCCUUUGGAUAUGGACCCCGGCAGUGAAAAGAUGCAACAGUCCAAGCCCUUUGUCAGGCACGCUUCCAACGCUUUGAACAUGCUUGGGCCAGACGCGGAGUUGCUUGCUGAAAUCUUGGGCGGCCGUAAGUGCAUGCCUGAUGAACCACCUUUUGCACGGUGUUGA
This is a messenger RNA of Seminavis robusta, 318 nucleotides long. Lineage: Eukaryota; Bacillariophyta; Bacillariophyceae; Naviculales; Naviculaceae. The record is from the annotation of a GenBank genome assembly.